AUGUGUGGAAUUUUUUGUCUGGUGAGUCUGUCAUCUGCCCACUUUGAGUGGGACAAAAUGGUGUAUGAGCAUCUGCGGAGUAGAGGGCCAAACUCCAGCCAGGAUCUCACAGUCAUAAGUGCAGACUCUAGCUUCAGGUGCUUAUUCUCUGCCCAUGUUCUCCACAUGAGGGGUCUCCUUACACCUCAGCCUUUUGAAGAUGCCUUUGGAAACAUUCUGGUGUGGAAUGGAGAGAUUUUUGGAGGACUGCCAGUGAUGCCAGAGGAAAAUGACACAGCUGUUAUGUCCAAGAGAUUGUCAGCCUGCAGUGAGCCUUCAGAGAUUCUUACUGUCUUGUCUGCUGUACGGGGACCAUGGGCGUUUGUUUACUACCAGAAGGCUGGAGAUUAUCUCUGGUUUGGCAGAGACUUCUUUGGCAGACGGAGCUUGUUGUGGAAAUUUGAUCCAGACAUAGGUGCCCUCACCCUGACUUCUGUUGCAGCCCAGAUAUCUACAUAUGAUUCGGCCCACUGGAAAGAAAUCCCAGCAGCAGGUGUGUACAGGAUUGAUCUAAAGGCAGCUGCUGAAGCUGUUUCUAUGUCACUUGAGAUUUUCCCAUGGACUCACGCAGGAAUUAAUGUUAUACCUCAUUGCUGUGAAGUUAUAUUUGAAUCUUUGCCCUGUGGCUGUAGUGGUGUGAUGAACAAAUCAGGCCUGGCUCUGGCCUCACCUGUGUGCCCUCUGAAUAUGUCCAUUCCAAAGUCAUCAGAUAAGACAGAGAUUCAUCAAGACUCAUAUUUAUCCAUUAGUGAUCUGGAAGAGCUUCUGAUGAGUAAACAGAAAACUGAUGAGGUUAGCCAUCUUUUCAGAGUCCUCAGUGAGGCAGUGAGGCGACGGGUUCAGUCUCUGCCUUUCAAAGAACCGGAAUACACGCAUCUCACUAAUAAAAAUGCUAGCAUAGGUGUACUUUUUUCAGGAGGUAUCGAUUCAAUGAUUUUGGCAGCCUUGGCAGACCAACAUGUACCUGCUCAUCAGCCAAUAGACCUUCUCAAUGUAGCGUUUAAAAUACUGGAGCCAAAACAGAUGACUGGGUCUGCAAAAAAAACUCAAAAGCACAAAAAGACACCCACAAAUCCCAAGACGGCUAAGACUGGCUCCCAGACGCUAAGUCCUUUUGAUGUUCCCGACAGACUCACAGGAAAAGCUGGUCUCAAAGAAUUACGAGACUUGAAUCCUGAAAGGCAAUGGAAUUUUGUCGAAAUCAAUGUGACGCAGGGGGAGCUUCAGGAAAUGCGACAGGAGCGCAUUUGUCAUUUAGUGCAUCCACUGGAUACAGUGUUGGAUGAUAGCAUCGGAUGUGCAAUGUGGUUUGCUGCAAGAGGAACCGGAGUCAUCACAAAGGAUGGUAGCCAGAGGCCUUUCACAUCAUCAGCGAAGGUUAUUCUGACAGGAAUCGGGGCAGAUGAGCAGCUAGCAGGCUACUCAAGACACAGAGUCCAAUAUAAGAUGUUUGGACAUGAAGGACUUGUCCAGGAGCUAGCCACUGAGUUGGGCAGGAUAUCCUCAAGGAACUUAGGCCGAGAUGACAGAGUGAUAGGGGACCAUGGCAGGGAAGCUCGGUUUCCCUACUUGGACGAAGAUGUGGUGAGUUAUUUGAACUCGCUACCGGUGUGGAAGAAGGCUGAUCUGUCUCUUCCGCGUGGCGUUGGAGAAAAGCUCCUCCUGAGACUUACGGCGAAGCAGUUGGGUCUUGGUCAGUCAGCUGUGCUGCCCAAAAGAGCCAUGCAGUUCGGCUCCCGCAUUGCAAAGAUGGAAGCUGGCCAUGAAAGGGGUUCUGAUAAAUGCACAAGACUCCUCCCUUGA
Menidia menidia (Atlantic silverside) is the source of this 1842-nucleotide messenger RNA. Lineage: Eukaryota; Metazoa; Chordata; Actinopteri; Atheriniformes; Atherinopsidae. The record is from the annotation of a GenBank genome assembly.